Messenger RNA from Botrytis byssoidea, 1227 nucleotides. RefSeq lists its product as uncharacterized. The coding region runs from base 1 to 1047 and encodes 348 amino acids. The transcript is spliced from 3 exons. The record is from RefSeq and is a predicted model, not a curated record. Lineage: Eukaryota; Fungi; Ascomycota; Leotiomycetes; Helotiales; Sclerotiniaceae.
AUGUCAACCACACUCUUCCCUCCCGUUCCCGCCCCCUCCACCGACCAACAAUUCCUCAUCUCCGCCGGUGUCCGCGUCCUCGAGUCUCAAUAUCACACUCUCGAUUUCUCACCUCAAUUCCUCUCCAUCUAUGGCCGACCCACCCUCGUCUAUCGUCCCUGGGAACGUCUCUGGUCGAUUCCCUGCACCCACAUUCUCGAAGCCGUCACACCGCGCUACCCCGCUCACACAGCUGUGUUCCUCAAAUUCGCGGCGUAUAAAGAUCGGUAUGUCGAGUUUUGCUUGGAGGUAGAUAAUUAUUACGGAUGGUUGAGAAUGAAUAGCAAUAAGGGGAAGGGAAAUGGGAAUUCACGGGAGGGAGAGAAUGGCGAGAAAGAGGGGGCGAGGAUCAUUGGGAGAGCGGAGAUGGAGGGCGCGUGGUGUAAGCUUUUGAUCGGCAUGUUUGAUGAGAUGAGGUCGAAGAGGGAUGUGAUGAGGAACUUUGUGGGCCUGAGAAGUAUGCUUGAUGAGGAGAGAAUUGUUAUGACUAUCAAGGAGGUAGAAGCGGAGAUGAAGGAAGUAUUGAGGUUCGCGGUGGAACAGAGAUUCAGCAAAGAAGUCGAGGAAUACUGGGCUAGAAAGCGGAAGAUUUAUGAAUAUCGAUGUCCAGAAUUGGACGUUGAGUGCAUAACCGACUGGUCCAUCGAAGCGCCCUUCCAGAAAUCCCUCUUAAAACCCAACGACAUCAACAACAACGACUACAUUGAAACCGACGACGAGAUCACCGACGAAACAUGCACCUCAAGCCAUGACGAAAACAUCGACUCGGGUAUCUCUCUAAACAGUGCCGAAUCCUCUCAAACGCAAAUGACUCACGAACACAUACAGAAGAUGAGUCAGGAGUCAGAGCAGGAAGGAACACAAGAAGAAAGUGUAGAGGAAGAAGAGGAAGAAGACGCCAGCAUAGAAGAAUCUGAUCCGGCGUUAAACACAAAGCUGAAUCUGAAGCAGGAGAUGCGGGGAGAGGAUUCAGAUACCAUGUAUGGACGAUUGGCGUUUAGGAAUUAGAUCCUGAGACCUGGGAAUCAGAAAGCUGAGGUGAAAGGCAAUUUUUAGGAAAGGACAUAAAAAUAGGCGUUGAGAUAAGUGUCAAAUGCGCAUUGGAGUUGACUUGUGGACUGUGGAUGUGGAUGCGAAUGUGGUAUUGGGCUAUGGAUGAGCAUGGAUAACAUGAAUAGCAUGUAUGCA